GUAACUCCUCCCCCUUACGGAAAAGGUCCCUUAGCCCACUUGAUUCUAGCAUCUACCGUCAGGGGCAGCCGCGGCCGGGUGUGUGUGUACCAGGAGGGGAACUCGCGCUGCUGCCGCUUCCUCUGCUGCCCAGGAACAGAGCGAGUGCCCCGGCGACAUGGUGCUGGAGAUCAUCGCUCGGGUGAUCAAGGUGCAGCUUCCCGCCUACCUGAAGAGGCUGCCUGUUCCUGAUAGUAUCGCCGGCUUCAUCAGGCUGACAGUUUCAGAAUGGCUGCAGAUAUUGCCCUUCCUUGGUGUCCUCGCACUGCUGGGCUACCUUGCUAUUCGACCAUUCCUGAUGAAGAAGAAGCAACAGAAGGACAGUUUGAUUAAUCUUAAAAUCCAAAAGGAGAACCCUAAAGUAGUGAAUGAAAUAAAUAUAGAGGACCUGCAUAUUACCAAAGCUGCAUACUGCCGAUGUUGGCGCUCUAAAACGUUUCCAGUCUGCGAUGGCUCACAUAACAAGCACAAUGAGUUAACUGGAGACAACAUAGGCCCACUCAUCCUCAAAAAGAAAGAAGUAUAAGAAGUGCCUGAGUCUGCCUUCCAUGUACAAAUUAAUGUCCGUGCCUAUUUUGCAAAACAAGCCUUGGAAAAGAAAUUAAAAAGAUCUCUAUUGCUGAAUUAUUUUAGUGUCCUGGAAGAGGAUCCUUGGUGCCUACAUUGAUGGACUUCUGUAUGACAUGCUGGAGUAAUUUUGCUGAUACAAACUUUGUUACGUGACUCUUCUAGGAAGCCAUGAAUACCCCAUUAGAUGACAAUCUGUCCUUUCACCACUGAUAGAGGGAACACAUACAAUAAAAUGUACAUAGGUCCAUAUAAAAGUCUGUGAUGUCUUAGGAUAGAUCUUCAGAUGUGUCUGUAGGGGUGUAGUAUGGUAUGCCGGCGGCCGGGCUCCCGGCGACCAGCAUACCGGCGCUGGGAGCCCGACCGCCGGCAUACCGACAGCGUGGCGAGCGCAAAUGAGCCCCUUGCGGGUUCGCUGUGCUCGCCACGCUGCGGGCACGGUGGCGCGCCACGCUAUUUAUUCUCCUUCCAGGGGGGUCGUGGAACCCCACAAGGGAGAAAAUCUGUCGGUAUGCUGGCGCCGGUAUAAUGUGCGCCGGGAUCCCGACAGUCGGCAACCUGAAGACCACCCGUCUGUAGAGUGACAUGAAGUAGGUCAUAUCUUACAUCUGUUACCUUUUUGUUUGUUAUUGUCACAGCCGGUAUUCCAGGAGUAGCUCGGUAACCUGUGAUGUGCAGAAAUAGUCUUAUUUUAUGUAGUACUAAUAUUAUAACGUUAGAUGUCUAGGUCAAGGCUUUGUACAUCCAGAUAAUGUUAGAUGUCUAUGGUCAAGGCUUUGUACUUCCAGGUAAAAUGUAACAUGUGGACCACAGGUACUACAGGUCAGUUACAGAAUGGCUCCUUUUACCAUUUCAUAUUUCGGAUCAUUGCAUUUGGAGACAAAGCAACAGCUGUACUUAACGUUAAUAAAUUCUACUGGAUAAAUAAAAAUUAUCUUGUGA
This is a messenger RNA of Pseudophryne corroboree (corroboree frog), 1548 nucleotides long. It is a transcript of the gene CISD2, whose product is annotated as CDGSH iron sulfur domain 2. The transcript has 3 exons. Gene Ontology annotation, biological process: regulation of autophagy; autophagy of mitochondrion. Gene Ontology annotation, molecular function: 2 iron, 2 sulfur cluster binding. The record is from RefSeq and is a predicted model, not a curated record. Gene Ontology annotation, cellular component: intracellular membrane-bounded organelle; mitochondrial outer membrane. Lineage: Eukaryota; Metazoa; Chordata; Amphibia; Anura; Myobatrachidae. Bases 158 to 565 code for a protein of 135 amino acids.